Messenger RNA from Pseudomassariella vexata, 609 nucleotides. RefSeq lists its product as uncharacterized. The transcript is spliced from 2 exons. The coding region runs from base 1 to 609 and encodes 202 amino acids. The record is from RefSeq and is a predicted model, not a curated record. NCBI's taxonomy places the organism in Eukaryota, Fungi, Ascomycota, Sordariomycetes, Amphisphaeriales, Pseudomassariaceae.
AUGCUGUUUGCCGUCUUCUUCGCCUUUUGGCGAUUUAUGCAGAUCCUCACUCUGAUUCCGACAAUGGGAAUGCUUGCAUACUUCGUCCACGGCUACGUGCAAGUCAAUGCUCUUACGCCGAAUUACAUCCUCGUGCUCUUCAUCGUCUCAGUGCUUGCGCUCGCAUGGGCCAUCUUCACCCUGUUCAGCUACCACCGCUCCUCAACCAACGCCCUCUUCGUCUCCGUCAUCGACCUUGGUUUCGUCGGCGCCUUUAUCGCCGCCGUGUGGUACUUGCGUUUCAUCGCGAAGGCUGAUUGCACACAUAUACAACGGGGCGACACGUACGAUGCCAGCUUCGGCAUCUUCGGUUCGGCCUCUAUUAAUGGCCUCGAUGUCUCGACCGACAAGACUUGCGCCAUGCUCAAGGCCUGCUUCGCCUUCGGUAUCAUGAACUGCAUAUUCUUCUUUUUCACCGCCGUUCUGGCUUGGUUCCAUGGCGACCGCACUGCAACCAGCGAUCGAAAAUCGUAUGUUCACGAGACGCACUACCACCGCCACGGCCACCGACACAGCCGGAGCCCCCACAGCCGACGCAGUUCGCACUCGCACCGUCGUGUCUACGUAUAA